AUGGCGGCUGAAUGGCAGACCCAGCUCCAUGAAGAUCUGUACAGAGCCAACUUCAAUCUGGCCAGCAUUCAUCUGCGCAAUAGGGAGCACUCCAAGGCCAUCCGCUGCUGGGAGGCGGCCCGAGAGUGCGCCCGGCGCAUGCGAGACAAGUACAUGGAGAGCGAAUGUUACUGCAGCAUUGGCCAGGCACAGCUGUCUCUGGGCGACCUCUCGGCAGGGAAGCGGUUACUGAAGAAAUCCUUCCUCCUGGGCAGCCAGCGUCAGUCUGAUCGUGACAGUGUGCGCCAGAGCCUUAAGCGCGCUAUUAAGGGGUGUCGUCUGGAAGAAGCGUUAUCUGAGCUGACGGAGGGAGACCAGCAGGGGGCGCUGUCUGUGUAUGAGCAGCUUGGGGACCUGUACUGCAAAGUGGGCUGCUAUACUAAAGCUGCGGAGCAUUACAGGAUGCAGCUCCGUUGCGCUGAGUCCCUGUGCCGCCCGGACCGGGAGAUCGCAGUCAUCCAUGUGUCCCUGGCUGCAACCUAUAGUGAUCUGAAAGACUACAAGCAGGCUGUGAGCCACUACCGUGCUGAGCUAGGCCUCAGGAAAGGGAAUCCCCAGGAGGAGUGUAAGACGUGGCUGAACAUGGCGCUGGCGAUGGAAGAGGACGGCCUGGGGUUUGGAGAAGUGCAGAGCUGUCUCUCCAGUGCCUUGAAGUGUGCCCAGGAGACCGAGGACUCCCGACUACAGGGAAAAGUGCUGCGCCAGCUCCUCGCUCUGCAGAGGAAGUGGGGCGCUGGCGGUAUUGGUGACACGGAAGCGGAGUUACGAGAGGUGUGCGGAGCCACUGAUGAUGAGAGCAGCGAGGAGGAGCUGGAGAACAGUGAGGCGUUGCUGGAGAGCGACCUGGAGCUGUCACAGAGCGAAGACGAGGAGGAUCUGGAAGGAUACGCAAAGUCUGUCCCAGGGAAGAGAAGAGUGAAUCAGUGGAACCGUCGUAAUGAGAAGGGGGAGACUGUCCUGCACAGGGCCUGUAUUGAGGGGAACGUGAAGCUGGUCCAGAGCCUGUUGGAUAAGGGGCACCCUCUGAAUCCGCGAGAUUACUGUGGAUGGACACCCCUUCAUGAGGCCUGCAACCAUGGUCACCUGGGUAUUGUGCAGCUGCUAUUAGGCUCCGGAGCCAACAUAAAUGACGCGGGGGGCCCGAUGUGUGAGGGGAUCACACCGCUCCACGACGCGCUCUCCAGUGGAAACUUUGACGUGGCCCAGCUGCUGAUAAAGCGGGGGGCAUCUGUUACCCAGAGGAACGCUAAGGGUGCGGCCCCCCUCGGCAGUCUGCAGGAGUGGAGUCAGAUGUACGGGAAGCAUCUGGACCAGGAAACCAGGAGAACCUGUAAAGAGACGGAGAAGCUGCUGCGCGAUGCUCUGGCCGGGAAAGUGGCUUCCGCCCUCCAGCCGACUGCAGACCUUCAGGACAGCGACCUGUUUGAUGCGGAGGGCUCCCAGCCGCCCGGUGCAGCCCCUUUACGUUCUUCCAGGAAGGAGCGAGAGAUAUCCCAACACCAGAAGGACAAGGUGGGGCCAAAGCGAUCUGCGUCGCUGCCCAGGAACCUGCGGGGGGCAAGUGAGGAGGAAGAGGAUCAUUUUGCUCUUCAUCAGUCUCCCCCCUUCCGGGCCAGCACCCAGAUCGGCAGAGAGGGAUCCGUUCAUGAUGAACUCCCGGAACAGCUUCUCACUCCUCUGAAACCGGUGAAGAAGAGGCCCCGGCUACGGGUUUCCCGUUCACCUUCGGAUUCUGCGGCUGCUGUAACGGAGGCGUCCGAUCCACACUCUGCCCUUGUGCCUCACACCAGACUUGGCGAGGGCGGCAUGGAAGCGUACCAGAAAGCAAUCCAUGGGUUGGGCAGUGCCAAAUCGCGUCUCCUCACUCAGUCAUUGGCGCAGCAGGAGAGCGUGUGUGACGACACGGUGCCCAGAGCGGCCCUGGUUCCCUCCGAGGAAUAUCUGGGCGAUGACUGGCUGGAGGACGACUUGAAGGAGGACUCGCGUCUAAGAAAACGGGGCCGCAUGUCCCCCACGGACUUUGAUUCUGAGGAGGUGGAAGAGAGCGAGGACGAGUUGUCUGAGGAACUGUGGAGAGAGAGGCCGGCUCCUCGCCCCGUGACGCUAUCCCGGAAACGCUCACGUCAGACCAAGCUGACACAGAUUGUAGACCGCGCCGUGGUGGGGCGUACAAAGAGUGGCGGGCAGAGCAAUGCGGGCGUCCCACGUGUAAUGGAGAGAGCGCUGAAUAAUACCAUAGACUGCGGACGGGCUCCUGUCUCUGCUUUACCUCAGACUCCGCCCAUGGCUAUAAACACCUCACUGCCUCCGCCAAUCAGAGUGCGGGUUCGAGUUCAGGAUAACAUCUUCCUUAUCCCAAUCCCCCACAGUGACACGGACACCAGAGACGUUUCCUGGCUGGCGGACCAGGCCUCUCAGCGCUAUUACCAGAGUUGUGGCCUGCUUCCUCGCCUUACCUUGAAGAAAGAAGGAGCCUUGUUGGCCCCUCAGGACCUAAUUCUCCAUGUUCUGCAGAGCAAUGAGGAGGUUCUGGCUGAGGUAACCUCAUGGGACCUGCCACCCCUGACUGAUCGGUACAGGAAGGCCUGCCAGAGCCUGGAUGUAGCGGAGAACCGGCUGGUGCUGAGGGCCCUGGAGCAGCAGGAGAUGAACCCAUGCAUGUCCUUGUGCCGCCUGGCCCUGAAACCACCAGAGCUCUGUCCACUAAUACGCGCCCUGAAGCUCCAGUCCUCGCUGCGCCAGCUGCAUCUGAGCGGCAACCUGCUCAGGGAUCUCCAGGUGGAAGAGCUUCUGUGGAUGCUGGGCACGAUGCCCAACCUAACACACCUCAACCUGUCCUGCAACCGGCUGACUCAUGAGGGCAUCAAGAAGCUGCUGCCAGCACCCGGCACGCCCAACAAUGAAGCCCUGCAGAACCUGGAGGAACUGGACCUGAGCAUGAACCCCCUGGGGGAUGGGUUGUCGCAGCCUCUGGCCUCGUUGCUCCACCACUGCCCUGUGCUGAGCGUUGUGCACCUGCAGGCCUGUCAGCUCUCCACCAAGUUCGUGCAGCAGCAUCGCCUCCUACUGGCCGAAGCCUUCAGAGGUGCCAUUCACUUGAAGACCUUGUCUCUUUCCCAUAAUCCUUUGGGCUCGACUGGGGUAGAGCUCCUACUGAAGACCCUUCCUCAUGAGACAAUCUCCCGAUUGGACCUUCGAUCAGUGAACGCGGGGGACAGUCUGAUCAUGGAGCCCCUGGUUAGAUACUUGUCUCAGGAUGGCUGCAUCUUAUCACACCUGGCGCUUUCCUCCAACAACUUAUCGGAUGAGUCUGUGCGAGAGCUGGCCAGGUGCCUCCCUGUCUGUUCCUCUUUGACCGCUCUUGAUCUGUCUGGGAAUCCCAAAGUGGGAACUAAUGGGCUGGAAUGUCUCCUGAAUGGGAUUUGGGAAAGAAACUGUGAAAUGGCGGAACUAAACCUCACAGGCUGCAGUAUCCAGGGCCCCCUGAAUAGCGCCUCCAUGGAUGUGGUCUCAUCCCUCCUGCGGGAGCUCCGGCUGGGCUCCCACAGCUUCUCCAAGAAGGACAGAGAGACCCUGACACAGGCCUGGCCGGCGGACUCGGUGGUUUUAUGUCGCCAGCACCGGCUGUUCCUGAAGAGACUGACGUGACGCUGUAUGUGACAUUUCCUUACUACCCACCUUCUCCCACUGCGGGCAGGUGACAGACUACCGACCAUCGUCAUGGCUGCUGCCCGUGGUCUGGAGACGAUGGUUCUGCCCUCCAGAGACCAUUCUGUAGACUGUUCCCUCUACCGCCUGAUAAAUAAUGACCACAGAAACCCCUGAUGCUGCGGAGCGUCCCCUGACUGUGGGGCAUAGUGCCGCCAUGUGUAAGGUUUCCCCCAUUCACACAUCAUCAUGGGCUUGUGUCACAUUCCCCCUCCCCUCCCAGCCUGGUCAUGUGCUGCUACUUCCUGUGACCGGUACGGAUGCGGCAGGGGAUGUGGGAGCGCUCCGCACUUUUAUUCUGGGGUGGAGCGGCACCGGUCUGGGUGUUCUGCAGUAAGACGCUGGCUGCAGACGCUUCUCACUUGGAUUGGUCGGUGAGGUGGUCAUCCAGAUAACGUCAGGACAGAGAAACCCCCUGGGUAACCAGCGAGAUGUGGUCCAGACCCUCAUACCCAGUGUCCUGUCCCCGGCGCGGAUGGGAGAAAUAGUAAUGUUCAUAAUUGGAGUGUUUUUAAUCUGUAUAUUACAAUCCCCGGGAUAAUGUACUUGUGUCUGAUGGUGGCACGUACAGCUGGUGUAUGAUGCGGGGGCAGGAAUAUAUUAUAUGGGGUAUUUAUUUGUUGUGCGUCUGUAAAUAAAGCGAUAUUCUCGUGCUCUGUAUCA
Molecule: messenger RNA, 4410 nt
Organism: Pseudophryne corroboree (corroboree frog)
Lineage: Eukaryota; Metazoa; Chordata; Amphibia; Anura; Myobatrachidae
Gene: TONSL
Product: tonsoku like, DNA repair protein
Exons: 22
Coding region: 1-3687 (1228 amino acids)
Biological process (GO): replication fork processing; double-strand break repair via homologous recombination
Cellular component (GO): nuclear replication fork
Molecular function (GO): protein binding
Source: RefSeq, a predicted model, not a curated record